UUAAGCAAGGACUUAAGAGUUGCUUGAUCAAGAUGGUCUUAUUCGAAUGAGUCGAGCUUAAGACCAUAUAUAUUCAUAGUCAGAAAUAAGCAAUUGCUUGGUAAAGGAAAUGCAGCUUAAGAAUUUCUUGACCAAGCAAAUGCUUAAGAUGAUCUUAUUGAACGAUCGGCUUUUUCCGUAAAUAUUCUCUUGAAUCCACCAAUAAGAAAUGGUUUUGAAAAUUCGCCUCAAUGCGCCAAGGAAUAUUUAUACCUGCGUUGUUUUCAAUUUGAGUUUUUCGUUUCAGCGUUUGAACGAACAGUUCAUUCUGUUAUUAUAAUUGUUUUUAUAGUAAAUAAUAAUUACAAAUAUAAAUAUAAAUUUUGUGUAUAAGGUUAAAAACUGUUUUAUUGUGAACAAGUGAUUUAAUUAUUAAUAAAAUGUCUAAAAAGCAUUACACCAAUACGGAAAGAAAACUUUUCCUGGAAAUUAUCAAAAGAUUUUCCCAUGUUAUUGAAAAUCGCAAAAGCGAUUGUUCCACCUUGAAAGCUAAAGAGGCUGCGUGGAGUGAAAUCGAGGAAAAAUACAAUGGCUCAGUACUUAUUGCAGAGCAGAGGUCGGUUAAACAGUUAAAAAAAAUGUGGAGCAACAUGAAGCUGCAGCAGAGAAAUGCUUUAACUCAGGAAAAGCAAGAUGUAAUGGCAACGGGAAACUUAAAUGUUCCAAUAAAUGUUGCUGAAGUGGACCCAGAUAUAGCCGCUAUAGUUCCUGAUUUAAUGGCCACUGCGCCAUCAUAUUUUUCAUCAAACUUCUCGGAAGAUUUAAUAAAUGAACGUCGAGAAGCAGUUUUUGAUGAUGAAGAAGUAUCAACAGAGUCCCUCAGAAAUGUUGUAACUUCUAAUUCUGAGAUUCAGGAAUCAGAGGUUUCAUUCCUUUUGAACACGGCAUCUUCUGUGAUUGAUGUUAAAAAGAGACGUUUUCAAGAAGAUGAAAUUAAUUGUUCACAAACAUCGACUCCUUUGUCUGUGAAAAGGAGGUGCAUGAGCAAGGAGUCCAUGCUCGACUAUGAAAAAUUGGACAUAGUGCGCUCUACAGCAAGUAGUAAAGUAGACAAGCAAAAGCUUGAUAAGGAGACGAAAAAGACUGAGCGUUUGUUGAAUAUAAUGAAAAAAGAGGAAGAGCUGCUUUCGUUAAAAUUGGAGCACCAAAUUAGAAAACAGAAGUUAGAAAUGGAGCAUUUAAAAAAAAUCCACGAAUUAGAAAUUCGUAAAGCCGAAGCAGAAGCUCAAUUGGCGGAAAUGCGGUUAACACAGGCAAUAGAGCUUACACCAUUGUGAAUUGAGAUGUAUUGUUUAUGCUUCGAGUUUUUAACUUAUGUUAUUUUUUUAAAAACCUUAUUUCCUAUUCUUUUAAAUUAUUUUAUUCCAAAGCUAGUACAAUUAACAGUAUUAAGUGAACAUUUUAUAUUUUAGUAGACAAUUUAUUA
Molecule: messenger RNA, 1465 nt
Organism: Leptopilina boulardi
Lineage: Eukaryota; Metazoa; Arthropoda; Insecta; Hymenoptera; Figitidae
Exons: 4
Coding region: 420-1316 (298 amino acids)
Source: RefSeq, a predicted model, not a curated record